UAAAGCUUGGACAUCGUAUCUUUGUCCUCAACCAUUCCGCGGAGUAUGUCUACCCUACAACUCGAUUUGAACCCUACUGUGGGUAGUGUAUUCAUUGGCGCGCUGUUCUCCGCAUUGUUCUACGGCUCGACAUUGGCUCAAGUUGCGUAUUAUUCCUGGAACUAUCUGCGCCGCGACAGACUACUCGUGAAGAUACUCUGGACCCUCUAG
Molecule: messenger RNA, 210 nt
Organism: Fomitopsis serialis
Lineage: Eukaryota; Fungi; Basidiomycota; Agaricomycetes; Polyporales; Fomitopsidaceae
Exons: 4
Coding region: 46-210 (54 amino acids)
Source: RefSeq, a predicted model, not a curated record